Hemibagrus wyckioides is the source of this 1192-nucleotide messenger RNA. RefSeq lists its product as uncharacterized. The record is from RefSeq and is a predicted model, not a curated record. The coding region runs from base 1 to 510 and encodes 169 amino acids. The transcript has 4 exons. NCBI's taxonomy places the organism in Eukaryota, Metazoa, Chordata, Actinopteri, Siluriformes, Bagridae.
AUGAAGCCUGUCUGGGUAUUGGUUUUCUUGGCAGUGUGUUCAGUGGUGGUUGUGUCCUUCCAGGCUAUACAGCAGGAGAUUAACAUUCGCAAAAUGAGACAACUAAUCAAUUUAAACACUCAAGAAGUGAAGACAAAGGAGGAUGAAAUCCUGAUUUCCAAAGCGGCAAUGCAGAAACUGAGCAGUCAGCUGGUUCCAUUGGACAAACAGAAAAUUCAACUGACAAAGAAGAUGGAUGAGCUGGUGAGAGAGAGAGAAACGUCUGGUCAAAACCUGGAAACCUGUCAAACACAGAAGAAAGAGUCUGAGGAGCAGAAAGCAGUAAAAUCUUCAGAAUUUGAUGCCCUAAGAACAAAUCACAAUGCUGAGAUCCAGAAAGUGCAGGAGGAAGUCCAGAGCUUGCAGAAACAGAUUCUGGAGAGAGAUACAAAGAUCUGUUUGUAUGUGGAUAAAGACCGGGAAGAAGCGAGGGCAUUGUGUAAGGACAAAGCACCUGCCAGUAACUCAUAACAAGGAUAAAAAGGAAAGCCGGGCACAUAGAGUACAUGUUUGAUCCAUAACUAGUACAAUAAUAAAACCUGAUAAUGUUUUGCACUUGGACUACUCUGUGGACUGCUCCUAUGCAUUUUAGUCUGGACUGUAGUUAAGCUAAACACACUUACAGAUUAAAUGCUGAGUUUCAUGCAUUGUUCCAUUUUUAAGUGUUGUAAACACAGUUAAACAAAGACUCGGCAAACAUGAGCAGACAGCUUAUACUUAUAAGUGUGAGUAAGACUAAUAAAGACCAAGUAAUUCCAGUUUCUAAAGUUCCAGGUUAAAUAUGCCUGUCAUAAUAGACACACCCACAAUUAACCAUGAACAUCCACUGGCAUGUAACGAACAUCGAUCAUCUAUAAAGUGCCUUGGAUAAACAGAUUUUUUUGUUUUAAUUUGAAAAUUUCAAAAUGGCUAGCCAAUUAUCGAACGGGUCACAUUUUGGCAAAACAUUUCAUGAUGAUCAUGUUGUAGAUUUGGUAAUGGCAAUAAUACAUCUAAUAAACAAAAUGCUUAAAGCAUAGAAAUGGUAUACAAGACUAUUUCUCAACAUGGGUGUUAGCCUCAAACUGAAAAAGUACAGUCAUGUAGUGGGCAGCAGGUAGCAUUGCUGCCUCACAACUCCAAAUAUGAAUGAGUGUGUGAAUAAAGAGGUGAA